GGGAGCCAAUGGCUCGCGUCAACGUGAAACGUCAUUUCUGGUGGCGGUAAAUGAAAUGGCGAACGUCGGAGGGGGCGGCGGUGGUGCGGGCAAGAUGGCGGAUAAGGAGAAGAAGAAGAAGGAGAGCAUUUUAGAUCUCUCCAAAUACAUCGACAAAACGAUCCGGGUGAAGUUCCAGGGUGGGAGAGAAGCAAGUGGUGUCUUGAAAGGAUUUGACCCUCUACUGAACCUUGUGCUUGAUGGUACCAUUGAAUAUAUGCGAGACCCAGAUGAUCAAUACAAAUUAACAGAAGACACACGUCAGCUGGGACUUGUGGUCUGCAGAGGGACUUCUGUGGUUCUCAUUUGCCCACAGGAUGGAAUGGAAGCGAUUCCAAACCCUUUCAUUCAGCAGCAAGAUGGAUAAUGGCUCUGGGCUGUCGUUGAAGACUUUUUGGGUGCAAAUCAUUGGAGGAAGAUUGGAGAAAUCAGUGUGUGAGAAGUUUCAUGUUUUUGGAGAGAAGUUUGAAUGCAUGUUUACUGGUGUGGAAGAGCAGUUGACUUUCAUUUUUGUGGCUUUUUGUGAACAGGAAGAGAAUGAGAUGUGAUGUGCAAGGCACAAGUUCUGAUUAAUUUCCCCCCCCCCCCCCUCCCCCCCUAAAUAAAUGUGAAGCUCUACAUUAAGAGCUGAGACAAGAGAAUAUUCUGCCUAUGAAUUGUCAGAAGCCGUCCUGGUAUUGUGAGUCUUGAAACCACCACAUAAAAUUAGUAAAUAUUUCUCUGAACACUGGUCAUUUGAUCUGCAUUUUUAAGUAUAUUAGAAUGUAUUUGAAUUGAUCUGAAUACAUUAGAACUUGUUUUUUUCCCUCUUAGAUGUCAGUACUCAACUGGGGAGCGUUUUGCAUCGUGUUUUAGGCUUCCUCCUGGUGAGUUAAUCUCUGUUGCCUCCCUGCUCCAGUACAAGGAAGACAAUUACUUUGAUCGCAUGGUAUCACCUUUACAAGCUAUGUAGCUAAGAAGGUAUUUUUUAGCACUUGUUGCGAAUCUUUUGGGCUGUCAUUGUGAAUUGGAAGGCUCCCAAUUUUUAAAUAAAGACUGGAGUCCCUCGUCAGGUUAUUGUCUCAGCUGGGUGAUACAAACAUGGAAGUGUGUUUGCUAGUGGGAAUUGUAGGGGAGGAAUUAUUAAGAUCCUAAUGUUCAAUGGAAGCAGUGUCUGGAAAUACUGCAUAUUUUUUUAUACUCUAGCUAUCUACUUGUGGUUGCACUUGUUAUAAUUUGAUUUGUAAGUAAACUUUUUUUUAUUUCUUCACAAGUAGCAAGAUUUGAGGAGUUGUGAACAAAUAAAUACGAAUUAAACUGUU
Messenger RNA from Lagopus muta (rock ptarmigan), 1340 nucleotides. RefSeq names its product LSM7 homolog, U6 small nuclear RNA and mRNA degradation associated (gene LSM7). Gene Ontology annotation, biological process: mRNA splicing, via spliceosome; nuclear-transcribed mRNA catabolic process. Gene Ontology annotation, cellular component: U6 snRNP; spliceosomal tri-snRNP complex; U12-type spliceosomal complex. NCBI's taxonomy places the organism in Eukaryota, Metazoa, Chordata, Aves, Galliformes, Phasianidae. Bases 56 to 406 code for a protein of 116 amino acids. The record is from RefSeq and is a predicted model, not a curated record. Gene Ontology annotation, molecular function: RNA binding. The transcript is spliced from 4 exons.